Panicum virgatum (switchgrass) is the source of this 1412-nucleotide messenger RNA. RefSeq names its product probable carboxylesterase 12. Gene Ontology annotation, molecular function: hydrolase activity. NCBI's taxonomy places the organism in Eukaryota, Viridiplantae, Streptophyta, Magnoliopsida, Poales, Poaceae. The transcript has a single exon. The record is from RefSeq and is a predicted model, not a curated record. Bases 270 to 1265 code for a protein of 331 amino acids.
UUGCAAUGCUAUCUCGCGAGGAGCACAAGAUUGUCGUCUUCCCAGGGAGUUCACAUGCUAGCUGCUCGGCACCUGAGCCUCCAAUUAUACAAUAGCAGACAGAUGCGAAGCUGCCCUGUCCGAAGGAGCGUCAAGAUCUUGGGUCAUCGAUCUUCCGACGCACGCCUGGUCCGUCUUCAGAUACCACUACCGCCCCGGCGCGUCGAUUUGGCGCGCACAAACCCGAUAACCACCUCGCCGGAAUUUGCCACCGCACCAUCGCGCUCGACAUGGAUCCCGACGCCGAGGUCACGUUCGAGUUCGUGCCAGUGAUCCGGCAGUACAGGAGCGGCCGCGUGGAGCGCCUGCUCCCCGUGAACCCGGUCCCGCCCUCCGUGGACGCCGCCACCGGCGUCGCCUCCCGGGACGUCACCAUCGACGCGGCCACGGGCCUGCGGGCGCGCCUCUACCUCCCGGACCCCUCCGCGCGCCCCGGCGACGGCGACGGCGGGCGGCUCCCCGUCGUGCUCUACUUCCACGGCGGUGGGCUCGUGGCCGGGUCCGCGGCCGACGCCCCCGAGCACGCCUUCGUGAACCGCCUCGCCGCGCGGGCCGGCGCGCUCGCCGUGUCCGUCGAGUACCGCCUCGCGCCCGAGCACCCCGUCCCGGCGUGCUACGACGACGCCUGGGCCGCGCUCCUGUGGGCGACGGCGGCCGGGGGCGCCGCCGCCGCCGACCCGUGGGUCCGCGACCGCGGCGACGCGGCGCGCGUGUUCGCGGUCGGGUUCAGCGCCGGCGGGAACGUCGCGCACAGCCUCGCCGCCCGCGCCGGCUCGGAGCCGGGCCUCCUCCCGCGCGGCGCCCGGGUGGAGGGCGCCGCGCUGCUGCACCCGUUCUUCUUGUCGUCGUCGCCGGGCGAGAAGGCGGCGGAGGGCGAGGAGAAGUACGCGUGGGUGCGCGGCAAGCUGGCGGAGAUGUGGGCGUUCGCGUGCGGCGGGCGGACGGCGGGGUCCGACGACCCGCGCGUGAACCCGCUCGCCGAUGGCGCGCCGAGCCUGCGGCGGCUCGGGUGCGGGCGGGUCCUCGUGUGCCUCGCGGAGGACGCGCUGGCGGCCGAGGGCAGGGCGUACUACGACGCGCUGCUGGCGAGCGGGUGGGCGGCGGGCGACGCCGAGCUGCUGGACUCGAGGCCGGCGGACCACGAGUUCCACCUCCGCGAGCCCGAGAGCGCCGAGGCCGUGCUCCUCAUGGACCGCCUGGUCGCGCUCAUCGCCGGCGACCGGUAGAACCGCGCGCGUGCCCGAGUGCCGGUGCUGGCGCAGCGCCGUAAGGCUAUCCGCACUAUCUUACUCCAAAUUCAAUCUGUAAACAAAAUAUUAUAUCUUGGUCAUUGAGAUUCUCUACUCUAUAUUCAAUUUCUCCGCACCCAUUCA